Molecule: messenger RNA, 1634 nt
Organism: Morus notabilis
Lineage: Eukaryota; Viridiplantae; Streptophyta; Magnoliopsida; Rosales; Moraceae
Product: metacaspase-1-like
Exons: 5
Coding region: 243-1349 (368 amino acids)
Biological process (GO): proteolysis
Molecular function (GO): cysteine-type endopeptidase activity
Source: RefSeq, a predicted model, not a curated record
GUUCUCUCACUUCGUUGUUGAUCCCUGAUGGUCAUUGGUCAUUGGUCAUUGGUGAGCAAAGCAAACUACAAAAACGAACCUUCUAUUCCUAACUCAUCCAAAUUUCCUUCCGCUUUUCCUCUCCUCUUUGGUCUGUCUCCGUCUUGGGGUCUCUCGCUAAUAAAUAAUAAUAUCCCCUUAUUCCGAUUCAGCCCCUGCGAACUCCCUCAAUUCACAACAUCAGCCAACCAUCCAACUCAACCAUGAUGAUGCUGGUCAACUGCUCCAACUGCCGGACGCCGCUGCAGCUUCCGCCUGGCACCCGAUCCAUCCGCUGCGCCCUCUGCCAUGCCGUCACCCACAUCGCCGACCCACGUGCCGUCCCUCCUCCUCCGUCCUCCUCCUACGCGCCGCAGCCAUCUCCUCCACCUCCUCCUCCGUCGUCGCACGUGCCGUCUCCUUACGGCCACUCGCCGCCGGGUCCGCCCCCGAACCCUCACGGGCGGAAGAAGGCGGUGAUAUGCGGGAUAUCGUAUAAGUACUCGAGGCACGAGCUGAAGGGAUGCAUCAACGAUGCCAAAUGCAUGCGCCAUCUUCUCACCACCAAGUUCCACUUUCCGCCGGAUUCCAUUCUCAUGCUCACUGAAGAAGAAACUGACCCGUACAGGAUUCCGACAAAACAUAACAUUAGAAUGGCAUUAUAUUGGCUUGUACAAGGAUGUCAUCCAGGUGACUCCCUGGUAUUUCAUUAUUCGGGUCAUGGUUCACGACAGAGGAACUAUAAUGGUGAUGAAGUUGAUGGAUAUGAUGAAACUCUAUGUCCCCUGGACUUUGAAACCCAGGGUAUGAUUGUUGAUGAUGAGAUCAAUGCCUCAAUUGUUAGAACUAUUCCUCACGGUGUUAAGCUUCUUGCCAUAAUAGAUGCUUGUCAUAGUGGCACUGUACUAGAUUUGCCAUUCCUUUGCAGAAUGAACAGGAGCGGACAGUAUGUGUGGGAGGAUCAUCGGCCUAGAUCGGGUGUAUGGAAAGGAACAGGUGGUGGAGAAGUUAUUUCGUUUAGUGGUUGUGAUGAUGAUCAAACUUCAGCUGAUACAUCAGCUUUGUCAAAGAUCACAUCAACUGGUGCCAUGACUUAUUGCUUCAUUCAAGCAAUCGAGCGUGGACAGGGAAGCACAUACGGGAGCAUACUGAAUUCGAUGCGAUCUACCAUCCGAAAUACAAACAGUGGUGGCGGGGUUGGCGGUGAUGUUGUUACAUCUCUAAUUAGCAUGCUAAUAACUGGAGGCAGUGUUAGUGGUGGGCUGAGACAGGAGCCACAACUAACGUCCUGCCAGCCAUUCGAUGUGUAUACAAAACCUUUCUCCCUAUGAUUAUUGUGUCCAUAGAAUAUAGAUUGAAUUCAUCAUCAAUACAUCGACAGACUGUGUUCAUGUUGUUGGAACCUUUCCGGCGAAAAAUAAAUAUUAAAUAUGGUGGACAUGUUUGAUUGUUUAGUGAAACAAGAUACGUAGUAUAUUAUACGUACACUAAUUUUCCAAAUUGUGUAUGUAUCGCUAUAUUGUUUGGUCAUCCAGAGUUUAUCUACUGUUUCUCUUUCUCACCAUGAAAUCUGGACAGGAAGACGGCAGGAAGAAUGGAAGAUGAUGGAAUCCGUU